Messenger RNA from Panicum hallii, 483 nucleotides. Its product is annotated as zinc finger A20 and AN1 domain-containing stress-associated protein 3-like. Lineage: Eukaryota; Viridiplantae; Streptophyta; Magnoliopsida; Poales; Poaceae. Gene Ontology annotation, molecular function: zinc ion binding; DNA binding. The transcript has a single exon. The coding region runs from base 1 to 483 and encodes 160 amino acids. The record is from RefSeq and is a predicted model, not a curated record.
AUGUCGUCAUUCCAGUCGCAGGAGAGCGCCGCCCCCGCCGCGAAGCUGUGCGCCGCCGGCUGCGGCUUCUUCGGCAGCCCGGCCACGCAGGACAUGUGCUCCGUCUGCUACAAGAAGCACCACGGCAUCGCCGCAGCCACGGCGUCCGGAACCGCAGCGCGAUCCGCGUGCGAACCGGCCGCGGCGCCCGCCGCUAGCGUCUCUCUCGCACCUGCUGAAGGCGCCGUCGCUGAAGCCGCCGUAUCGUUCUCCUCCGCCGCCGCGCCCGAGGCGGCGAGGAAGGCGCAGCCGAACCGGUGCGCGGCGUGCUGCAAGAAGGUGGGGCUGACGGGGUUCGUGUGCCGGUGCGGGAAGACCUUCUGCGGGAGGCACCGGUACGCGGAGGAGCACGGCUGCGCCUUCGACUUCAAGGGCGCCGGCCGCGACACCAUCGCCCGCGCCAACCCCCUGAUCAAGGGAGACAAGCUGCCCGACAAGAUCUGA